Molecule: messenger RNA, 375 nt
Organism: Nematolebias whitei (Rio pearlfish)
Lineage: Eukaryota; Metazoa; Chordata; Actinopteri; Cyprinodontiformes; Rivulidae
Gene: rnf122
Product: ring finger protein 122
Exons: 4
Coding region: 40-324 (94 amino acids)
Source: RefSeq, a predicted model, not a curated record
UGUGGUCUGGGACUGGUUUACUCCAACAAGACGUGCACCAUGCCGCCCAUCACUUUCCAGGACCUGCCUCUCAACAUCUACAUGGUCAUCUUUGGAACGGGCAUCUUCGUUUUCAUCUUGAGCCUCAUCUUCUGCUGUUAUUUCAUCAGCAAACUACGACACCAAGCACAGAGCGAGCGGUUUGGAUACAGAGAGGUUGUUUUAAAAGGCGAUCCCAAAAAGCUAAGUCUUCACGGGCAGACGUGUGCUGUGUGUCUGGAGGACUUCAAAGUGAAAGACGAGCUGGGGGUGUUGCCAUGCCAACAUGCUUUCCACAGGAAGUGAGUAGAGCACGGCGAGGUCUCUCUUCACGCUUGUUUGCACCUUGCACCUACU